This is a messenger RNA of Colias croceus (clouded yellow), 589 nucleotides long. RefSeq lists its product as uncharacterized. NCBI's taxonomy places the organism in Eukaryota, Metazoa, Arthropoda, Insecta, Lepidoptera, Pieridae. The record is from RefSeq and is a predicted model, not a curated record. Bases 133 to 570 code for a protein of 145 amino acids. The transcript is spliced from 3 exons.
UAAGGAAAUGAGCGUAGGCAGUACGUUGAUGCGUACUAUAUAAUAAAUUGUUUUCCUUCCAUUUGGACUGUCGAAGUCUGUAGCAUCGAUUAACUAUUAUUUUAGAGGAGUGAGUAGAGACAACAGCCGAAAAUGUAUAUUUGUAAAUUCAUCUGUAUUUUUGUGAUAUUAGCGGUAGGGAUUCAAGCAAAGAAUAAAAAAAAGAAUUAUCCUCCACAUUGUACUCGGGUUACAAAAGAUACGGAUUAUGCAUCGCGCUUUAAAAUGGAUUAUCCUGUUGUAUAUAUUGUUCCUGGACAACAGGAAGCUUAUCAAAAGCUAUACUGCAUAAAUCCACCAGCGAUUAAUAAGGCUGUGACCGUGGUGUGUGACUGGGCGGCCCCACCGCUUGUACAGUUCACCCUUGGAGACGAGUACAUGCACGUAGUACGACAGGACCCUAGCCACAGGUACCUGGGGAACGCUGUGAUCACCACCUAUCAGCUCUGCAACCACACGACUGUCCUUGAUAAGGAUAACAGUAACGUUACUAUUACGGAAAUGUAUGUUGAUAGCAAUGACAUUGUAUAAUAAAAAUUUAAAUUUUGUA